UUAGUCAUAUGUUUUUUUGGGACAGUGACACCGGCUGUCAGUGAAACGUGUGGCUCUUUUUGGCUUUUUCCUGGGCUGUUUUUUCUGGUUUUAGUGAAAAUGUUCACGCGAAAUGUAAGACGAAUAGUGACACUGUACAAGAGUUUUCACGAAACCUGGAACCCAGCUGCUGCUUUAAGGCAGAAUCUGGUGAAAAGUGAACCCCUGUCUUGCCUGAAGAUUCACACAUCCCUCAGCAAUCCUGGUAAGAUAUUUCCAGAACGGGAGAAUGACUAUGCACAUGGGAUACUAGAGAGGGUAGGAAAGUAUCAUUUGAUGAAGGAUGAUACAAAAUCAGUGGGAGAAUUGUUGACAGAGAAGGAAUUUGAUGCAAUUCACGAGAGGAAGGAUUGGAUGGAGGCUCCCUUGGAAGAGCUGGUGCAGACUUUUGAGAGACUGGCUGUGUACUGUGGGAAGAAUGAUGUCAAGAUUGCCGAUGAGAGGCUAGAUGUCCUUGUUGAUGCUAUGGUUCGGCAGUGCUUUAAGUUUACCGAUGAACAAUUGCUAAAAUCGAUCCGGAUGCUGACUCACUUCCCGCCAUCUGAAAGCCUGAAUACCAGGAAUUUUGUGGAAUUGUGGUCAGCUCUGGAUGAUGCAUGUGUAGAGAGGAUUGACAAGUGGAAGACGGAUGAGCUGUUGCUGGUCUGUGAUCACUGGUAUGCCCUCAAUCUGGCCAAAAUUUGCAAAUGUACAUUUCAGUGUACGAAAAAACUGGGCAGGAAACUCAAGAGUCUCUCACCAACGGAUCUUGUUCAGACCAUGUUCUAUGUGAACAUGUGCCGGAAACCCAUGGUGGAUAUGUUCAAUUUCGAAGUGAAUCUCUUCGAAUCCAUUGACAAUCUCUCCCUGGAUGAGAUUGCUGUGAUGAGUAUGGGGUUUUUCAAGACAGAAACCAAGAUUCGCAAUCCUGAACUAAUUGAGAAGAUCUACCAACGCGUGACGGCAGACAUUAAAACCGUUCAGGAUAUUAGUCUCGUGAACAUCAUCAAGAUCUUGAGGUAUUCUUCCAAGUUGCAGCACAUCCAGUGCCUGGAAGAUUUUCUCCAAGCAGUCACUCCAGAAAUUCCUCGAUUGUCGCUUCUCAGUUGCCUCCAUGUGGCACUCUUUGGCACGGAUAUGCAGUACUACAAUCAGGAAUGCCUGGAGAAGAUCAUUGGUCGCUUUGCUGGGGAGUACAAAUCCUGCAGGCUCAAGGAAUUCGAGAGAUUGAGCUUCGUGUUAGGCCUAUAUGGAUUUACCAUGGCCGAUGGAAGUCAUACUAAACUCUGUCAGGAAAUUCUGGCUGAACUUCCAAAUCGCAUUAGUGAAAUUAUGAAGUUCCCAAGAUGCUUUCCAUCCUGCUUGCACUUCCUAACUCUCUCCGGGCACCACAAUGAGGAGCUAAUAAGUACGGUUCUGGAUUCCAAAUUCUACGAAAUGGCCUAUGGAAAAAAUUACACGGCCAGUCGGGAAAUUCUCUGCCUGGAUUCCUAUGCCAGAAUCAACCUCAAGGAUACCUACAAAGGAAAAUUGCUCACGGAUAAAUUCCGGAGGACUCUCACCAAGAUCCACACGAAUUACAUCCCAGCCAAAGAUCAGCGAUACAAACUUUCUGCUGCUGACACAAUUCUCCUGGAGAUCAAGGAUACCUGUGAUGAGCUCUAUGGGCAGGACGCUUCGAAUAUUGCUCAUGUCCUUUCGCAGUACGAGCGCCCGGACAUUGUUGUGACUCUGAACAGAAAUACUCUUGAGCCCAUUUCGCUCAAGGACACCUUCCCGCCUCACUACACUGGUCAGAUACUCUCCAGGGAGCUCCUGCUCAAGGAUCACCCGGAGAAGGAGAACUGCGAGGUGUUUGUGGUGGUCGUGGGAGGAUGGAAUAUCCUCGUGAGGAAUACAAACGCCAUGACUGGACAGCUUAAACUAAAAAUGGAACAGUUACGGUUAAUAGGACUCAAUCCUGUGAUGAUUCCCUGGUACAUCUGGCGAAAGAUGACUCCGGACGAACGGCCAGUGUACGUGAAAGCUCUUCUGAAGCAGCCACAGCCAUAGUAAACUCCCAAAAAAAAAGUGUCCAGUGUUUUAGAAUUUAUCACAAAACAAUAAAUUGAUUUAUUUAAUUUAGAAAAUUUCCGUCAUAAAUUUCUUGGAAUACUCGUAGACGAGGAAGAGUACCGCUGUGGCGGGAAUAGUGCGAAUGACGGAGGGCAGGAGGCCAUUGUAGAGUGCCAGAAAACCCUCUGUCCGGUAGAUCUGAAGUCCCACCCGGGUCAUGCUGGUGCGCAAACUGGCCACCUGGAUGCGACUCUUGAUAACGUCUGCCGGGAAGAUCACUGUCCAGAGCACGACUCCGCCCACAGCUCCAGCUAUCAUCGUUCGCAGUGGACCAAUGUCAUCCUUUGAUUGGCCGGGCUUUGCAAGCAGCUGCCGAGCGCCCUCGUAGCCGCCAAAGAAGAAAAAGUAUCCAGGCAUCUCGCGGAAAAACGUCGGUGUGAGUCCUCUGAACAGUCCUGGGAUUCCUGAGCACAAACAAAACAGAAAAUUCAAAUUAAAUGAUUUUAAAUAGAAGACAGUAUUGAGCAUUCAAAAUCAUAAAAGCCUUGUUGAACGACAAAUAAAUCAAUAUUUAAAGCAAAAGAAAA
Messenger RNA from Phlebotomus papatasi, 2660 nucleotides. RefSeq lists its product as uncharacterized. Lineage: Eukaryota; Metazoa; Arthropoda; Insecta; Diptera; Psychodidae. The record is from RefSeq and is a predicted model, not a curated record. The coding region runs from base 100 to 2070 and encodes 656 amino acids. The transcript is spliced from 2 exons.